ACUGCGGGCAGCCAGGAAGAUUUCUGAAGAGCAAAUCAGGCUGCAGCUUUUUGGAACAACUGAGAGGCAGAUUACAGCCAUGAGUAAGGUCACCAAGAAAUCACUGGAGAGAAUCCUGCCGCAGCUAAAAUGCCACUUCACCUGGAAUUUAUUCAAGGAAAAGGAUACCUUAAGUCAUCUAGAAGACAGAGUGUGUAACCAGAUUCAGUUGCUAAGCACUGAAUCCAAAUCCACGAUGUACAACCUGCUGGCCUACAUGAAACAUCUGCAAGGUGAAAACGAGGCAGCCCUGGAAUGCUUACAGCGAGCUGAAGAGUUACUCCAGCGAGAGCAUUCUGGACAAGCAGAAAUCCAAAGUCUGGUCACCUGGGGAAACUAUGCAUGGAUCUACUAUUACUUGGGCCAGCUUGAAGAUGCUCAGGCUUACGUUGACAAGGUGAAAGAGGCCUGUGUGAAGCUUUCAAAUCCUUAUAGCAUCGACUGUGCUGAGCUUGACGCUGAGGAAGGAUGGGCCCAUCUGAAGUGCAAAAGAAAUGAAAGGGCUAAGAUGUGCUUCGAGAAGGCUUUGGAAGAGAAGCCUGACAACCCAGAAUUCUCCUCUGGGCUAGCAAUUGCAAUGUACCACCUGGAUUAUAAGCCAAGGAAGCAGUUCCCUGACAUAGCUCUGAGGGAGGCUAUGGAGCUGAGUCCCGAGAACCAGUAUGUCAAAGUUCUCUUGGCCCUGAAGCUGCAGAAAAGAAAUGAAGAAGCUGAGGGAGAGCGACUGAUUGAAGAGGCCCUGGAGAAGUCUCCUCAGCAAACAGAUGUCCUUCAAAGUGCAGCCAAAUUUUACAGCAAUAAAGGUGACCUAGACAAGGCUACUGAGCUCUUCCUGAGGGCCUUGGACUCCACCCCUAACAACAACUACCUCUAUCAUCACAUUAUGCACUGCUACAAGAAAAAAGUCACACAGAUGCUUCACACAGGAGAAUCUGAAGCCAACGGAGUUAGAGAGAAGAUUGAACAGUUAAGGGCCUUAAUUAUUGAGUACAAAAAUAAGGUUGUUGAGAAGAACCCAAGGUUUCUGAAUAUGCCCUGUGAUCUCACUGAGUUUGAGGAAGCAGAAGAAUGUUAUGAGAGGGUGUUCAGGAGGGAGCUUUCCAGUGCUAACAGGCAAUAAUUUUGUACUGACCUUAGUGACACUCAGCAAUAUUACAGGAAGUCAGAGGGCACCACAGUUAAAAAUUAUUUAGAGGGGCUUUUUAUAAGCAAAAUAUCAUCUGGGAAGAAAAAGAUGAAGCGCAACACAAGUGAAAAUCUACCUCCAUGAAAUGCACCAACCUCACAUCUGCAAGGGCUGAGCUGCAAGCCCAGGGGAGAUCUUCCCUGAGCCACAGGCUGUUAAGAGAAGGAACUGGGCCACCUGCUAACAGACGUGCCUUUGGGCACAGGGCAGUGUGCUCGGCCAGUGCCUGAGCCUGAAGGCAGCAGCACUGGAACGAGGUAGCUAUGCUUCCAGACAGCUUCCUGCAACAAAGAGGAAGAAGAGAAGCAAGGCACGUGGAGGCUCCACGUGAUGGUUGUGGGGUGGGAGAAGGCUGGAGGAAUAGGAG
Molecule: messenger RNA, 1592 nt
Organism: Octodon degus (degu)
Lineage: Eukaryota; Metazoa; Chordata; Mammalia; Rodentia; Octodontidae
Gene: Ifit3
Product: interferon induced protein with tetratricopeptide repeats 3
Biological process (GO): defense response to virus
Cellular component (GO): cytosol
Molecular function (GO): protein binding
Source: RefSeq, a predicted model, not a curated record